This is a messenger RNA of Lactuca virosa, 303 nucleotides long. NCBI's taxonomy places the organism in Eukaryota, Viridiplantae, Streptophyta, Magnoliopsida, Asterales, Asteraceae. The record is from the annotation of a GenBank genome assembly.
AUGAAAGCAGACUACAAGAAAAAAAACGAAUGCAGUCAUCAUGAACAAAUACGAACCUUAGCAGUGAGGUCGAUGUCUUCACAGGGGAGGAGAAGGUUAUGGUGGCGAGCAGUGGACGACUCGCUUGAUGAGGCAACGACCGACAGAAUUAGGGCUCGUCGGUUGUGGCAGUAUCGAAAUCGAAUAACAGUUACAGACUCGUCGGGGUCUUCUGUCGUGGAGACGGACUCGCCGGCGUCAGAUGUGACCGGAAUCGGACUCGUCGGCAUCGCUAUGGCCGGAAUCGAAGAAACAAUCGGGUGA